GCGCCCCGCGGGAGGUCUCUGCUGGCUGCGCGCCCGCCGCGCCCGCGCCGGCCUCCGUGGCCGUGGGGCCAGCGGCGGCCGCCGCCAUGGCGACAGAUGACGAGGACGCCGCGCUGGACGCGGCGCUGGGCGGCCAGCUGGUCUCCGGGGGCGCGCGUGGCGGCGACGGCACCGCGGUCAGGCCCGCGCCCGCCGCCCCGGACAAGGAGCCCCCCUUCGUCCUGGAGUACAAGUUCGUGGUCCACCCCUCGCUGGUAGACGUCGACGGGCGCCAACUCAGCGAGGGCGGCGAACCGCACUGGGAGGCCAUCGAGAACCGGCGCGUGGAGCUGCCGAGGCUGCCCGGCCUGCUCUGGAUCGUCUCGGACACGGGCUACGACGUGGAGGGCCGCGAGCUCCCUGAUCCGCUGCCCGCCGGGGACCGUGCGGAGCCGGCGCACCUGGGGGCGGAUCUGGUCCCACCCGUCCCGAGGCUCAUGCAGCUGGGGCCACGUCGCGGCGUCGCCGACAGCGGCCCGCACUCCUAA
Molecule: messenger RNA, 527 nt
Organism: Prorocentrum cordatum
Lineage: Eukaryota; Dinophyceae; Prorocentrales; Prorocentraceae
Source: the annotation of a GenBank genome assembly